Molecule: messenger RNA, 1056 nt
Organism: Trichophyton verrucosum HKI 0517
Lineage: Eukaryota; Fungi; Ascomycota; Eurotiomycetes; Onygenales; Arthrodermataceae
Exons: 5
Coding region: 1-1056 (351 amino acids)
Molecular function (GO): protein binding
Source: RefSeq, a predicted model, not a curated record
AUGCCGCUGCUACGGCUUCACAAGAAGUCCGACAAGGACGCCGCAGACAUGAACCACCCUCCGACUCAGACCUCCGAAGCGCCCGAGUUUCGCAUCAUCCGCUCAGAUACCUACACCGAAGAGACAAUCGAUGCACCCCCCUUCCAGACGGUAGAAAGCCCCGGGACAUCCCCGCGCAAGUCCUUUGGCCUCUUCCGCCGGUCCAUCGACAGCGGGCGCAGCAGCCAGGACUCCCACUCGCCGCGGGAAAGCCGCUUCUCACGACUGCAUAUCGGCCGUCGGUCGAGGUCCGGCAGCUCCUCGUCCGUUAAUAUACCGGAUAACCUGCCUGAGGUGGGGGAUACCGGGGACGAGCAGGAGAGAGAGGCCCAGUGGGAGAAGCGGGCGACGAUCCUGGUGCAGGGCGGAUCGCAUUCUCCUGCCUCGCUGGGGGUGCAGAAGGGCAACAGAUCGCGAAGCUCGAGUGUUGGCAAAGUGAACGAUCCAGAGGGAGAUGAAACUAUACAAGAAGCUAUACGGCUGCAUGAAGCUGGAGGUAAGCAACCUCACCCUGUUACUGCUCGCAUGUCUAUUGCACUGCUAACCCAACCCCCUUCAGAUCUAGAAAAGUCAACGCACAUCUUUGGAAAGCUGGCAGACCCCCAAGGACAGAAUAACGCCUUGAGCCAAGUUCUCUUCGGCCUGGCCUUACGACACGGAUGGGGCUGUCAACCCAACACCGAAAUGGCAGUCCAAUACCUUAGCGCCGCAGCGUCAAAUUCAGCCUCUAUUGAAGAAGAAGCCCUUCGCGCCGGCAUGGUGAAAGGCGGCGCGGCAAAGGGUGAAUUGGUGCUCGCUAUCUAUGAGUUGGCAAACUGCUACCGCAACGGAUGGGGCGUGGCCAAGGAUCCCGCUGCUGCUAGGCAGUAUUAUGAAACGGCUGCCAAUCUGGGAGAUACAGAUGCCAUGAACGAGGCCGGAUGGUGUUAUCUCGAAGGGUUUGGCGGGAAGAAAGACAAGGCUGGCCGAACAGAAUGGGAACAAGACGCUGGGGAAUUCUUGGAUCUGGAAGGAUAA